AUGGGCCAGCAGCAGGUUGGCACCGAGGCGCUCCUGGCCGGCGUGCUGAAGCAAGGAGGCGGCGUGACGGAGAAGGUGGUCAAGAAGCUGAAGCAGCUGGACGUGGAGGGGGUCACCAAGGCGGUGACGCAGCGCGUGGGCCAGGGCAGCGGCCCGGUGCCGCAGGACCUGCCCUUCUCCAAGGAGUGCAAGAAGGUGCUGGACAUGGCCGUGGAGGAGAGCCGUCAGAUGAGCUCCGCAGCCAUUGACUCAGUCCACAUCUUCCUGGGUCUGCUCAAGUACCUGCAGGACGCCGAGGACGGGCUGCGUGAGCUCCUGCCGCUGGAGCCGCAGAAGCUGAUCGACGAGGUCAAGGCGGAGAUCCAGCGCGUGGAGGAGGAGGCGGCGGCCACCGGCGAGAGCGCCGGGCUGCUGAAGAAGAAGGCCACCAAGGCCCUGGAUGAGUUUGGCAAGAACCUCACCGAGGCCGCCGCGAACGGCCUGAUGGAUCCCCUGGUGGGCCGGGAGGAGGAGAUCGGCCGCGCCAUCCAGAUCUUGGCCCGGCGCUCCAAGAACAACCCGGUGCUCAUCGGGGAGCCGGGCGUGGGCAAGACGGCCAUCGCCGAAGGCCUCGCCAUGCGCAUCGUGGCGGGGGAUGUGCCGGAGAUGCUGCUGGACAAGCAGAUCAUGGAGCUAGACAUGGGUGCCCUGUUGUCAGGUGCCAAGUACCGUGGCGAGUUCGAAGAGCGGCUCAAGAACAUCAUCCAAGAGGUCCGCGACGAUCCGAACAUCAUCCUCAUGAUCGAUGAGAUCCACACGCUGGUGGGCGCUGGAGGGGGUGGAGACGGCGGCUCCAUGGAUGCCGCCAACAUCCUCAAGCCCGCGCUGGCACGAGGCAACAUGCAGGUCAUCGGAGCCACCACCGUGGAAGAGUACCGCAAGUACGUGGAGAAAGACAAGGCGCUGGAGCGCCGCUUCCAGCCCGUGUCGGUGCCGGAGCCCACCAAUGAGGAGGCGGUGCAGAUCCUGCGGGGCAUCGCGCGGAAGUACGAGGCCCACCAUCGGAUCCGCUACUCCGAGGAGUCCCUGGAGAGCUGCGUGAAGUUCGCGUCCCAAUACAUCCAGGACCGUUACCUCCCAGACAAGGCUAUUGACUUGCUGGACGAGACGGGCGCGCGCGUGCAGCUUAGGCAGCUGGCGGCGAUCCCAGAGGAGGCCUUCGAGGUGCGCGGCGAGCUGCGGGACGUGGAGGCGGAGAAGGAGGAGGCCGUGCGGCUCCAGGAUUUCAAGAGAGCGGCCGAGCUGAAGAACAAGGAAGAUGAGCUGAACUGCAGGCUGUACCAGGUCAUGAAGCACAGUGGCGAGGAGCGGGAGGCACCUCCCGUGGCUGAGGAGGAGGGAAAGGAGAAGGAGGCCAAGGAGGAGGUGGAGCUGCCGCCCCUGAACGCGGAGGAUAAGGAGGCGGCCCUGUCGAAGCCCAUUGUCACCGAAAACGACGUGGCGUCGGUGGUUUCUGCUUGGACCAAGGUGCCGGUCGAGAAGGUCUCCGCGGACGAGUCCGUGCGCCUGGUGCAUCUGGAGGACACGCUGCACAACCGCGUCAUCGGCCAGGAGGAGGCUGUGACGGCCAUCGCGAAGGCGGUGCGCCGCGCAAGGGCAGGCCUGCAGAACCCCAAGAGGCCCAUCGCUUCCUUCAUCUUCUGCGGGCCCACAGGUGUUGGCAAGACAGAGCUGUGCAAGGCUCUGUCGGAGGCGUACUUUGGCAUGGAGGAUGAUGCCAUGAUCCGCUUGGACAUGAGCGAGUACAUGGAGAAGCACACCGUGGCCAAGCUGAUUGGCAGCCCGCCCGGUUACGUGGGCUACGAUGAGGAGAGCCAGCUGACGGAUCCCGUGCGGCGGAAGCCGUACAGCCUGGUCUUGUUCGACGAGGUGGAGAAAGCGCACCCCGACGUCUUCAACCUCAUGCUGCAGGUCCUGGAGGAUGGGCACCUCACGGACUCCAAGGGCCGCCUUGUGUCCUUCAAGAACACGCUCAUCAUCCUGACCUCCAACUGCGGGGCGAAGGAGAUCGAGAAGACGCUGAUCGGCCAAGGCCUCGGCUUCGACGCGGGCGAAGACGAGCCAGGGGUGUCCAUGUACCAGCGGCUGAAGACCAAGGUCCAUGAGCAGCUGAAGGGCUUCUUUAGGCCGGAGUUCUUGAACCGCCUGGACGAGAUCAUCGUCUUCAAGUCCCUGAAUAAGCAGGAGGUCCGGGAAAUCGCGGAGCUCGAGUUCAGAAAGACCUUCAAGCGCUGCCAGGAGCGAGGCAUCACGCUCUCUCUCACCGACCGCUUUAAGAGCAAGGUGGUGGACGAGGGCUACGACCCCGUGUACGGCGCCCGGCCUCUGCGGCGCGCCAUCAUGCGCUUGUUGGACGACAAGCUGGCGGAGGCCUUUUUGAACGAGCCCACCGUGGAGGGCGAGUGCAUCAUUUGCGACAUCGACGAGGAGCAGGAGGUGAUAGUUUUGAGGCAGAAGCUGAGAGAAGGCGAGGCGGAAGCCGAGAGCAAGGUGGAGAUGGACGUGGUCCAGAACAUGCAGGCGUGA
This is a messenger RNA of Effrenium voratum, 2565 nucleotides long. Lineage: Eukaryota; Dinophyceae; Suessiales; Symbiodiniaceae. The record is from the annotation of a GenBank genome assembly.